Messenger RNA from Pieris macdunnoughi, 669 nucleotides. NCBI's taxonomy places the organism in Eukaryota, Metazoa, Arthropoda, Insecta, Lepidoptera, Pieridae. The record is from the annotation of a GenBank genome assembly.
AUGGUUCUUAUCGUGUGUAUAGCUCUCAUUGUCUACUUCGCAGGCCUGUCAGCGAAUACAUCCGAAUCGCCUAUAGACAAAGCACCUCAUGAAUGGCGCAUUACUCGAGAGAUGUGGCUGGCCCGGCCUUACAACUACACCCACACGUUAGACGCCUUUGAGCCAUUGAUGUUGGUCAUCUUUCAGCAUACAGUCAGCCCCCAAUGCAGUCUCUUUAAGAACUGCGCCGCUGAAUUACGCAAUUUGCAAGGCUAUUUUAUAAGUCAUUAUGACUAUGAUAUACCAUACAACUUUCUGGUCGGAAAUGAUGGUCGCGUUUAUGAAGGUCGAGGAUGGAACAUCGAAGGAGCCCAUACGUUUGGCUAUAACCGAUGCUCCAUUGGAAUCGGAUUCAUAGGUGAUUAUCGUGGGGAAAUUGAGAGUCACGCCUCGGUGACUAAAGCUCAGUUAAAUAGAACGAGAAUGCUUCUAGAAGAGGGUGUAAGACUUGGCCAUUUGCGAAAAGACUUCUUGGUCAUUGGUGCCAAUUACUUGGGACCCACGGCGAGUCCAGGAUCCAUUUUAAAUAAUGCGCUAAAACAGUGGCCGAAUUAUGACCACAAAAAUCGCUUUUAUAAACUAAAUUGUGAAAAAAUGGAAGAAAAAUUUGGUAAUACCACAUUAUACUAG